Messenger RNA from Musca vetustissima, 351 nucleotides. RefSeq names its product pupal cuticle protein Edg-78E-like. The coding region runs from base 1 to 351 and encodes 116 amino acids. Gene Ontology annotation, cellular component: chitin-based extracellular matrix. The record is from RefSeq and is a predicted model, not a curated record. Lineage: Eukaryota; Metazoa; Arthropoda; Insecta; Diptera; Muscidae. Gene Ontology annotation, molecular function: structural constituent of chitin-based larval cuticle. The transcript is spliced from 2 exons.
AUGAGCAGCAAGCCGGUGAUAAAUCAAAUUCUAAAUGGCAAAGAUGCCGAUGUCAAUGGACAACGAACAAAAUAUGACAACGAAAUUGGAUCGGAGGGUAAUUACGAAUAUAACUAUGAAACAUCGAAUGGCAUCAGUGCCAUAGAAAAUGGUAUUGGUGGCCAAUAUGCCUCCGGCGGUUAUGCUUAUUAUACUCCCGAGAGAGAGCUUUUACAAGUUUCCUAUACUGCUGAUAGAAAUGGUUUCCAACUGGUUGGUAAACAUUUGCCAACACCACCACCAAUUCCACGUGCCAUUUUGAAAUCUUUGAAAUAUAUUCGUACACAUCCUAAUGUUGAAUAUCAAAUUUAG